Molecule: messenger RNA, 6882 nt
Organism: Cylas formicarius (sweet potato weevil)
Lineage: Eukaryota; Metazoa; Arthropoda; Insecta; Coleoptera; Brentidae
Product: protein argonaute-2
Exons: 11
Coding region: 369-3185 (938 amino acids)
Molecular function (GO): RNA binding; protein binding
Source: RefSeq, a predicted model, not a curated record
CGCGGCGUUUCGAGUGCCCGGCUCCGAGCCGAAUUUUAACUCGACAUUGACAAUGGUCGCGACGAUGGCAUUUUGUGCGUUACGUUUUUUCGCCGUUUUCGGGCACCUUUUCCACAAGUUCAGGCCGAAAUAACGCGAACCACGCGAGUGUCACCCGCUCACCGGUCGAUUCGUGUCCCCGCUAGUCGCGAUUCGAACUUGCGCUUAUUAUUGGCGGGAGUGCCGCUCUACAUAUAAGUGCGUUGAAUUAGUUUUUAUAUAAAGUGCCGCGCAGAGACAAAAACGUUUUGGGGCGAUAAGGUCGCAAGCGAAUCCUCACGAAAAGUCGCGGGCAUGGGUCAAGUCUGAUUUUAGACGCAGGCUAGACAAUGUCAACCGAAACGGAACGGACAGCAAUGCAAACCGGCCUACAAUCGGUGCUGUUGCCUCCUGAUUUAACCACUCUCAGUUUAAUAGGCCACCGGCCGCCAGCCCAAGGCCCGCAUCUCGGCCACCCGCCUCCGCACCCGAUGCAACAAUCAAACGCAGGAACGUCGGGCACCGGCCCUAUGGGUCCGACGACGACGACGGUGGCCUUGCCAGGUACCACGACCGGGACCAGUCUGACGACAGUGUCACCUCCUGCCGAGCCGCCCGUGUUUCAGUGCCCGCGAAGGCCCAACUUGGGUCGCGAGGGUCGCCCCAUUGGUCUCAAGGCGAACCAUUUCCAGAUAUCGAUGCCCCGCGGCUACGUGCACCACUACGACGUCAACAUCCAGCCCGACAAGUGUCCACGGAAAGUGAAUCGGGAAAUAAUCGAAACGAUGGUUAAAUCGUACGGGAAGAUAUUCGGUAACCUGAAGCCGGUCUUUGACGGACGGAACAACUUGUACACCCGGGACCCCCUGCCGAUCGGGAACGCCAGGGAGGAGCUCGAGGUUACGCUGCCCGGCGAAGGCAAGGAUCGGUUGUUUCGCGUCAGCAUUAAGUGGGUGGCACAGGUAUCGCUCUACGGGUUGGAGGAAGCGCUAGAGGGUAGAACUAGGCAGAUACCGUUCGAGGCCAUCCUCGCGUUGGACGUGGUGAUGCGUCACCUGCCCUCGAUGAGCUACACGCCGGUCGGCCGGAGCUUUUUCAGCAGCCCCGAGGGAUACUACCAUCCUUUGGGUGGCGGCCGGGAGGUUUGGUUCGGAUUUCACCAGUCGGUACGGCCCAGCCAAUGGAAAAUGAUGCUCAACAUUGACGUGUCCGCGACCGCAUUUUACAAAGCGCAGCCUGUGAUAGAGUUUAUGUGCGAGGUGCUCGACAUCCGGGACAUCAACGAGCAACGCAAGCCGCUGACGGACAGCCAACGCGUCAAGUUCACCAAGGAGAUCAAGGGGCUGAAGAUCGAGAUCACGCAUUGCGGCGCGAUGCGCCGCAAGUACCGCGUGUGCAACGUCACGCGGCGGCCCGCCCAGAUGCAAUCGUUCCCGCUGCAGCUGGAAAACGGCCAGACGGUCGAGUGCACGGUCGCCAAGUAUUUCCUCGAUAAGUACAAGAUGAAACUACGCUACCCCCAUCUGCCGUGCCUCCAGGUGGGACAGGAACACAAGCACACCUACCUACCGCUAGAGGUCUGCAAUAUUGUUGCCGGCCAACGAUGCAUCAAGAAACUCACAGACAUGCAGACGUCGACGAUGAUCAAGGCGACGGCCAGGUCGGCCCCGGACAGGGAGCGGGAGAUCAACAACCUGGUGCGUCGGGCGGACUUCAACAACGACGAGUACGUCCAGGAAUUUGGCCUGACGAUCUCGAACAACAUGAUGGAGGUGCGGGGCAGGGUGCUGCCCCCGCCGAAGCUCCAGUACGGCGGCCGGGUUGCGUCCCUCAGCGGACAGGUGGGCUGGCACAACAAGCAGCAGGCGUGCCCGAACCAGGGCGUGUGGGACAUGCGCGGCAAGCAGUUCUUCACGGGCGUCGAGAUCCGCGUGUGGGCGAUCGCAUGUUUCGCGCCUCAGCGGACGGUCCGCGAGGACGCGCUCCGCAACUUCACUCAGCAGCUGCAAAAGAUCUCGAACGACGCGGGCAUGCCCAUCAUCGGGCAGCCGUGCUUCUGCAAGUACGCCACCGGACCAGACCAGGUCGAGCCUAUGUUUCGUUACCUGAAGACCACAUUCCAGUCCUUGCAGUUAGUUGUUGUCGUGUUGCCCGGCAAAACGCCGGUUUACGCCGAAGUGAAACGAGUGGGCGACACCGUAUUAGGGAUGGCCACCCAAUGUGUUCAAGCGAAGAACGUUAACAAGACGUCGCCGCAGACGUUGUCCAACUUGUGCCUGAAAAUAAACGUCAAGCUGGGCGGCAUCAACAGUAUUCUAGUGCCAUCGAUCAGACCAAAGAUAUUCAACGAGCCGGUGAUAUUCUUGGGGGCGGACGUUACCCAUCCGCCGGCCGGCGACAACAAGAAACCUUCGAUAGCGGCGGUCGUCGGCUCGAUGGACGCGCAUCCGUCGCGUUACGCCGCCACCGUCCGCGUGCAACAGCACCGUCAGGAGAUUAUACAAGAGCUCAGUUCGAUGGUGCGCGAGUUGCUCAUCAUGUUCUACAAGUCGACCGGCGGUUACAAACCGCACCGCAUCAUUUUGUAUCGCGACGGCGUGUCCGAAGGGCAGUUCCUGCAGCUGCUGCAGCACGAGUUGACCGCCAUACGCGAGGCCUGCAUCAAACUGGAGGCCGACUACAAGCCGGGCAUUACUUUUAUCGUGGUGCAGAAGCGCCACCACACGCGACUGUUUUGUGCGGAUAAGAAGGAGCAGAGCGGGAAGAGCGGCAACAUACCGGCCGGGACCACGGUGGACGUCGGCAUCACGCACCCGACCGAGUUUGACUUUUACCUGUGCAGCCAUCAGGGUAUACAGGGCACGUCUAGACCGUCCCAUUAUCACGUAUUAUGGGACGACUCGCACCUAGACUCGGACGAGCUGCAAUGCUUAACUUAUCAACUAUGCCACACCUACGUUCGGUGUACUCGGUCCGUAUCGAUUCCCGCCCCUGCGUAUUACGCCCAUUUGGUGGCGUUCCGGGCCAGGUAUCACCUCGUCGAAAAGGAACACGACAGCGGAGAGGGUUCCCACCAAUCUGGCUCGUCCGAAGAUCGGACACCGGGGGCGAUGGCGCGGGCGAUCACCGUCCACGCCGACACCAAGAAGGUCAUGUACUUCGCUUAGGGCGGCGGUCGUGACGUUUUUCUUUUCCAAUUUCUCUUUCAAUCUGGACCGACGAGGACGGGAGGAGAGUCCGGCCGCGGUUCCGAUCGCGCGUCACCGGAACACCGUCAAACGUUCUCGACGCCUAGGUGUUAGGUUAAGGCGUUCCCGUCCCCCAUCCUUCCACUUGACCGCGCCGCCGCUUGACAGUCGUUACGUCGUUACAAAAAAAACUCGACCCCGCGUCACUCGGCUUCUGAUCGAAUCGAAAUGCGCGAAGCAAGUUAGAUUUUGUAUCUCGAUUUUUAUUAACGUUUGAGAAUUUCGAGAAAAGCAAUGUUUUCACAGGCAGGCGUACACCACCCAUUGAUUUACACAUUUUGAUCAGAUUUUUCAGAUGUAGUCCGUUGUGGAAAGGUUAUAUGUCGAUUGCCUUCUUCAUAACGCAUGAAAUAUAUACUAAAAAGUUUGUUGAGAUGACUUAGGACUUGGCACUUUUUUGGAACCAGUCGAUGGCGGUGUUUAAGGUCUUUAGGUUAAAACGAAACGUAUUUAUUUACACUUUGUCGAUUUUAUACUGACAUUGAGGUCCUUUGAAGUUAGAAAUAACAGGCGGUUGGAAGGGAGCCAAUUUUACGCAAACCUUUCAAAUGUUUUAAGUUAAAAUGACAAAUAUUUAUUUAUAGUUUACGAUUAAACCUCGGGUAUUUUCAAUUGACAUUGAAAUCCGUUAAAAUUACUAAUUACGGGCGGUCGGAACGGACCUAAUUAUGCGCAAUUAGUGGGCGGUGCGGGCGGGGGCUUUUUUGUUUAUUAUUUUAGGUGCGCGCGGGGGGCCAUCUUUAAACGUUCUGCUCGCGCUUAUCCUGACAUCCUUCGUCUUAUUCCAUGUCGUAUAAUCAAGCUUUAACGAGUUGGGUAUAUAUUUAUAAUAUACAUAUAUAUAUAUAUAUAUAUUUUUUUUUGUUUCGGUAGCGUGUCAAAUAUUUGUCAAUUCGUCGACCGUUAAACUCGCGGCCAACGGUUGUUAGUUAAGUUAUGAAAUAAUUGUCGGCUUCGUCGGCAAUAUUGGUCUUAUCAGCGAGCUGGCACUUUGUACAAUUUUGGGAUGUCUUUUUUAUUAAUAUUUGAGAAAUGGUCGAAAGGAUUAUACAGGAUGGCCCGUAGCUUAAGGUGUAUCCGAGAGCAGUUUUUUUUUUACACACCAUGAAGUCAUCUAAAAAAUUAUUUUCAAAAUUAGUCUCGAACCAAUCGAGAUUCGGAUUUCUUGCCUACGCUGGUACAAUAAUUUUGAUACUAUUUUCGUUUCAACACCUUUUUAAUAGCAAAUCUUAUUUUGUUGCUGCUCUGGUUAUGGGACACCAUGUAGAUUGUCGACAUUUGAAAGGGGACGAGCGAGGAGUUAUUUUACUUCCGGAACCGGAGGGGCGGGGGGGAUUGAAUUAAUUAUUUUAAAUCGCUGGUGCUCGGAGUAGAAACUUAACUAGUCGUACAAAAAGGGGCGGGUGGGGAGCUGGCGGGAAAUGGACAAACACAUCAUCAUAACAUUAUAUUCAUAUCUCGUAGCAAAUUGAAAGUAUUUUAUUCGCGUCUAGACAAUAAUUUUUUUCGGUCGCGCCAAUGCGUUCCAUACACGCGUGCGCGAAAAUACAGGGUGUUUUCAUAAUAAUAUGCUCAUCUUUAAGGCUGUGAUUCCUUGGAUCGAUCAUUUUAAGAAGGAAACGGUAUGAUUGGUUUUAUUUUGAUAUGCAGUGACAUCAGAAUAAGCAUUAUACCUAAUUUUUGUAUCGAAAAAAAAAUGUAUGUCACUGCUUUUAUCAAAAAUGAAAUUGCCAUUACUGUUGAAUAUGAGAAACUAGCGUUAAACGAUGUGAACAUCAAUUUCAAGAUCACACCCUUAAGGAUCAGGCUUAUUGUGAAACACGCUGGCUAUUUUUUUUUUAUUUCUGUUAUCGUUUUUGAGCCGCAUUAUGGGGGGGGUGUAGUGUGGGGAGUGAGUUGCGCCGUUAAAACGGAGUCCGACAGCUAUAUUAAGUGUAUCGCCAAAAUAUAUUUCACCAUAAGUUAGUUUAGUAGAGUUCACUGCGCGUAAAAAAUGUAUUUGAAUUAAGUUGCCCCCCCCCCCGGGCUGCAAAAACGUCCGAAAUUAUAUGAUCUCUCUCGAAUUUUCGGUACGGCCGAGUAAGCGGGGCGGUAGCGGUAAAAAUGCAAGAGCCACGGGGGGUGCCGUUCGAUAGAAGUACAAAAUAUAUUUCUUUUCUAUUUUCGUGGGUCUGUGAAGGAACUGUUCGAUUAACGUUUAACUUUUUAACGCGAGUACAUUUGAACUACUCGACUAUUUUUACGUGUGUAACGCGACCGACCGUGUACACACGGCACGUCUCGGAACAGUCUUAUUUUUGUGACGAUAUUGCGUGGUUUAUCGCCAUCUACUUUCUUUAUACACAGAUUAACACUAUUGAGUUACGGAGUUAAAUCCGUUAUAGUCUGGAAACCAACUGACAUGUGAUAACAAUCAGUAAGAAAGCUAAUUUUUUCCUUAUAUACGUACCAUAAUUAUUAAAAUAAAAAAUCAAGAACGCUGAUACCCUUUGUACAUAUUAACACAUUACAUAUUAUUUCAUUCAUCAGUUGAUCGCUUUUCUACCACUACAAACCCAGGGGGCUAUUUUCGUCAUUUAACGACUUCACCAAAUUUCAGCUUUCUUGAUGGAAUUGGACUAAAAAAAAAAAAAUCUUUGCCACAUGUUGCCGCCGCAACUCAACCCACCGCUACUUUUACUAUCAAUAUGUAUCGAGCCAGGUUUUUUUUAUGACGAGCGAAGCACGGUAGUUGGUUCCCAGAGACUAUUGGAGUAUCGUUGCCUAUCGAAAGACACGCCGUGAUUGUCGUCCGAGUCCAAGAAAAUCUGUAAAAAAAAACGAAAAGGUGUAAUUUUUUUUGCGGCGUCGCGUUUUAGGUUUAAGGUGUUUAGUUGUAGUUUUGAUCCCACCAUACAAUGCAAUCGAUCGAGCUGUCAUAUCACUUGUUUUUAAAUAUUUUCGCUGUUAUUACAGGCGCGGAGUAGUGAAACAAAAACGGGGAACAAGUAUGCCGCGAUAAUUGUUUUCUUUUUUUUUUUUCAUGUUGCUGGUAUUAUGUCCGUUGAUUUUUCGACGAUGAAGAAAAAGAUUAUGAAAUGUAUCUUUUACGUUCUAGAAAGUGGUUCUUUUUCCCGCUCACGGAAAUGGGCUGCUUUUUUUUGCAGCGUUGGUUCGUACGUGCAUUAUGUUUAUUUUAAAUGCAUUUUUUUCUUGCGGGCAAUUAACAGGGUUUUAAAAGUACCACACCAUUGUAUCAUCUGAAGGUAUUGUUUUAUCCUUAAGAAUGAUAGAUGAUCAUUUAUCUCCAAAGCAACAUUGUUUCAUUUCGUGCAAAGUUAAUUCUUGGUUUUUGUCGCAAUCGCCGCCACUGCAGCGGCUCUUCGGCGAUAGUCGUAGCUAAUAUUUCUGUGAUAUUUUUUUCUGGUCCGCCUAAAUCAUGAAUACCGUAAAGUCCGGCCAGUGUCCCCCGUUUUUUGUUUCUACUCUGUCUCCCUUUUGUUGUCACUUCGAAUUAUUUUUGUAUAUGUAGUACGUAUUACGACAUUGCCAAUGAAUAAUAUUAUUUAAGAUUUUUUUUAUUAGAGCUUUUCGUCUUUGUAUUUUUAUUGGCUAAUAAAUAAAUUAUUGAUUUGAC